Molecule: messenger RNA, 2930 nt
Organism: Pecten maximus
Lineage: Eukaryota; Metazoa; Mollusca; Bivalvia; Pectinida; Pectinidae
Exons: 14
Coding region: 293-2254 (653 amino acids)
Biological process (GO): signal transduction
Molecular function (GO): protein binding
Source: RefSeq, a predicted model, not a curated record
CUGGUCCAUACGUUAACCAUGAUAUCCAAAAUUCUAUGUACAGUGUACCAAAUGGAGAUAUUGUCGAUUUUCUUAUUUGAGAAAGGGAUUACUCUACGGACAUUGACGAAAUAUGAUGGACGCAUUAUUAAGGUUACAUAUUGGUGUUGAAGUAAAAGAUUUACGACGUUCGAUCUGUCUGACCGAGAGUACUGCAUGACCUCGGAACGUACAGGCAGGUUACAGAGAAGGACGUUUGGGGAGAGGAUUAUUUCCUGUGGUUAUAGGACAUCCGUAUCCGGUGUGGACAGUCAUGUUUGCCUUCGAUGGUCCCUUGAGCCUCCAGGACUCGCUGAACGGUUCCAUCCAAAUGAUGGAUGUGGAUACCGGCCAAUCAGAUUCGCCGUCCAAGUCUCCUUAUGAGACGUCAGCCAAUCAACGAACAGGCUCCCAUUCACCAGCUAAUGCUGUCUCCACCGACUCCGCCCACAUGAUGAACGGGGACCUCAACAUUGAUGAGCUUGCUAAUGUAAAGAACUUGAAAGAAUCUGAGCUCGGAACCCGGACAAAAGAAAUAGUCAAGGUCUUGGCAGGUCUUGACACGUACGAAAAUGGCCUCGGAAUGAAGCUUGUCAAAGCACUAGGCGACACAUAUUGGGGUUACCGACCUCACCGAAAGAAAAUCGGGGACGGAAUGGCAGAGGCGGGAUUUGGCGAGGUUGCUAUGAAGAUGCUCAAGACACUCAAUGCUAAAGGGAUAUUCAAAAACGACUCGAUAUGGUUCCCCGCCUACUACUCACUCAAUACACUGUGGAAUUUUACAGAUGCCAGUCUCCGCCUGGCUAAGGCUGUGGCUGAGGCGGACGGCGUACGUUUCUUCACAGCGAACUGUAGUCAUCAACCAUUCCUUACUAACCUCAAUAAUAAGAAUGUAUACUACAUCGUCAAGUCUUCCAUGAGUAUUAUACAUAACGUCGCCCGUAACCCUGAUGUCAUUCAUUUCUUCAAAGAGUGUAAAACAACAGAUGUGAUGCUGAAGUUCCUCAAGUCGUAUGAAGAGCAUGAAAUGCUAAAGAUUAUGGCGAUGUUAACGUUGGCGCAUAUCGUGGAAGAGGAGGAAAACGAUAAACUAAUGGACGAUACAGGAUCUAUAGAGGGGACUAUCAGCUACAUAGACAAGGCUAUAGAAUCAGACCGGCGGAGGUACCGGGGAUUCACACCUCAGGAACUAAUGGACGGACUCGGAAAACUGGCCGUCAACGACAACAACAAAAAGAAGAUUGUCGAGGCGGGCGCACUGCCUAUAUUUAUGAAGAUGUUAAAGAGCGAGUCGGUAGAAGAACAUGCAGUGACGGCGCGAGCACUCUGGACAUUAUCAUUCGACAAAGAUGUGUGUCAACAAAUCGUAGAGUACCCGGAUAUGAUGACGUCGAUAGAGAAACUCAGGGAAAGCAGUGAUAGUGACGUAAGAAAAAACGUCAACGGUGCUCUCUUUGUACUAAAGGGAGAAAAUGACGUAUCUAAACGGCCACGAUCAGGGAAGAAAAAUAAAGGGCAUGUGUUCAUCAGUUAUUCGUGGAAUGAAAAGGAUAUUGUACUCAAGAUAAGAGAAAGGCUCAAGGCUGAGGGUCUGGAUGUGUGGAUAGAUAUUGAGAGGAUGGGAGGAUCAACACUCACAGCUAUGGCCGACGCUGUGGAGAACGCAGCAGUUGUCCUUGUGUGUAUGUCCGAGAAGUACAAACAAAGCCCUAACUGUAGACUCGAGGCAGAAUACACGUUCCAGUUAAGGAAGGACUAUAUCCCGUUAAUGAUGCAGAUGAAAUACCGCCCAGAUGGUUGGUUAGGAGCUAUUCUUGGGGCAAAGCUCUACUUUGACUUUAGUGGAAAAUACCCCUUCGAGAAACCAUGGAACGGUCUCGUGAAGGAACUAAAAGGAAUGGGAAGACUUUCUUUGCCGUCUGCGACUCCUGGAAAAGAGAUGACAGAUGGUCCAAUCCUUGCCACCUCAGCGUCUACAGUGGCGUCCUCGCCCGGCAGUCUAUCUACCUCGUCACAAGCUUACAGGAUGACGUCAGAAGAAGUCAGUAACUGGCUAUGUCAGAUCAAACUUGACGGGUGCGUUCCGUCCUUGGCUCAGUUUGACGGGAAAUUACUGGUACAGCUACAGAGGAUGAAAUUAGAGGCGCCUGAGUUCUAUUAUGCAUCACUGGAAAAGAAAUUGAAUAUGAACCUAGUGGAGAUACUUACAUUUACAGAGGCGCUUGACAAGUUAUAAAACACACGUGACCGGAAACUAUCUCACGUGACAUGGGGAUUUUUGUCACGUUAUCAAGGACAAUCGUUGGGGCCUUGUGAUCCAUGGCGCGUGGAAUUGCUGGGACAAAUUUAUUCUUGCCCGGUGGCUUUUUAAAGCAUGAUUUAUCAAUGACCACCUCAAUAUAAGAUUUUGAGCAAAGAAGUAAAAAGUGGAAAUUUCAACAAAUACUGUAACAUUUUACCAUAUUGGUAGAUUUAAAUAUGUAUCUAUAUGUUUUGAUUAAGAGAGAUACCUAAUUAUAUAAUGUAACAGAAACAUCGGCAGGUUAUAUAGUGGUGUUUGAUUGUCUAGAGACUGGGCUGUGUGAGAGUAUGAUCAAAUUAAUAUGUUUAUCAUUGUAAAUAUAGUUAAUUAUCAUUGUAAAUAUAGUUAAUUAUCAAUGUCGUCAUUGUAUUAUAUUUACUUGGAAACAUACACUAUCAUAUCAGAAGGAGUAUGUUGUUGCCAUACUUUGAGAAUAUAUUUAAAAAUAGUGUUGUCAUAAAGACUUACGUAUGUUAUAUAUCAUCGUAUAGGUACAGGAUUUGUCUGUUUCAUAUACUGUAAAAGUGGAAAUAUUCGCGGUGUGGAAAUUUUUGCUUAUUUCGCUAUCAGUAAAUCUCCGCGAAAAUUUCCACACGCGAAUAAAUACUAA